Messenger RNA from Xenopus tropicalis (tropical clawed frog), 2029 nucleotides. It is a transcript of the gene ncf1, whose product is annotated as neutrophil cytosolic factor 1. The record is from RefSeq and is a predicted model, not a curated record. Lineage: Eukaryota; Metazoa; Chordata; Amphibia; Anura; Pipidae. Gene Ontology annotation, cellular component: cytoplasm; membrane. The coding region runs from base 139 to 1311 and encodes 390 amino acids. Gene Ontology annotation, biological process: reactive oxygen species metabolic process. Gene Ontology annotation, molecular function: superoxide-generating NADPH oxidase activator activity; phosphatidylinositol binding. The transcript has 11 exons.
GCACUGGUAGUUUCAAACCUGCACUCAGCUGCAGAGGUCUCUCAGGCACCAAGCAGCUUGGAUCCAGUGACAGGAGCUUCUCUGAUCCUCCUAAAGCACCAAGAACCAAUAUCGCCCAGAGCAUUAAAGGGGAGAAUCAUGACAGAGCCCCACAUCAGGCACAUCCAGCUUUUGGGCUUUGAGAAAAGAUUUAUACCCAGCCAACAUUAUGUCUACAUGUUUAUGGUCAAGUGGCAGGAUCUCACCGAAAAGCUUGUUUACAGGAAAUUCACUGAAAUCUAUGAGUUUCAUAAAUCCUUAAAAGAAAUGUUUCCUAUUGAAGCUGGGGACAUAAGUAAAGAACACAGGACUAUUCCUCACCUACCAGCUCCAAAGUGGUUUGAUGGCCUCAGGUCCACGGAGAACAGACAGGUCACGCUGUCAGAUUACUUUUCCUCUUUGCUGAGUCUGCCUCCUAAAAUCUCCCGCUGCCCUCAUGUUCUGAAUUUCUUCCAAGUCAGAUCUGAUGAUGUUAACCCAGUAGCCAACAACACCAAUGGUCGUAAGCCUGAGACGUUUUUGUUGAAGGUGGAUACUGCAAAAAAAAAUGUGUCAGAUAUAACAGGACCCAUUAUCCUGCAGUCAUACAGAGUAAUCGCUGACUAUGAAAAGAAUUCCAAGAGUGAGCUGGCAGCGAAAAAUGGAGAUGUGGUAGAGAUAGUAGAGAAGUCUGAAAAUGGCUGGUGGUUCUGUCAGCUAAGGAACAAGAGGGGAUGGAUGCCUGCUGCUUAUCUUGAACCUUUAGAUGGCCCAGAUGAGUCUGAAGAACAGGAUCCUAAUUAUGAAGGUGACCUGCACAUCACCACAAAAGACUAUUCAGGAGAACUAGAUGAUGAGCUGAGUCUCCAGGAAGGAGAGAAUGUUGAAGUCAUCCACAAGCUGCUGGAUGGUUGGUGGGUUGUCAGAAAAGGCAGCAUCACUGGAUAUUUCCCAGCUAUGUAUCUACAGAAAUCUGGGGAAACAGCUCCUGCCAAUGAGAAUCCGUCAAAAAGAAAAGGCUUGCCCCCAAGGAGAUCCACUAUAUCAAAUGCUAACAGUAUUCAUAAAAAAGAACGAAAGCAGAUCAGUCAGGACACCUACAGGAGAAACAGCAAGAAAUAUUUAAAGCAGCGGCAAUCCAUCGUUGACACUAAAAGCCCCAUUAUAACAGAAAAUAAAGAGGAAGAAAGCAAAUCUAAGCCCCAGCCUGCAAUCCCCCCAAGACCCAGCAAAGAGCUCAUCCUGGACCGUUGCUCAGAGAACACAAAGAGCAAGAUCAGAACAUUGAACUAAGUCACCCUAAAGUUAUGUGUUUUUUAUAUUUAUUAAUUUAUAACUUUAGAGAAGUGUCACACUGGAUUUCCUAGGGCCCGCCACAGAAUCUGGUACUCUGGGACCACUCUCACAGUAAUUAGUUGUAGAUAGUUUCAGAUGGUAUAGGUUUUUAUAUUGGUCCACAAAGGAAAUAAGGAUGGGCUUAUAGGAAUUGUGUUAGAGUUGGCCCACUUGGGUCUGGGCCAACCGGGAUAUGAGUUGGUUCUCUUGUAGGCCUGUCUGACCCUGCUGUAGAGAGUCUUAUAAUCCAAAGGUGAGUUAGGAUUAACAUACAAACCAAUAACAUUUCUAUGUCUAACAGAAGCAGUAUUUAAGGUAUGGUCUGAGGAAUCUGUAAAGGUUUCCCUGCAGCACCAGCAGGGCGCUUGGAUGUAAAAGAAAAUCUGCAUUUGUACUGAAUCUGGGUUUCUGUUCAGGAUAUGGCAGGUAGCAGAUCAUUGCCAAAUAACUUUAAAUAAUUUAUUACAUUUGUAUGUUUAUUUCUUGUUUUUUUUUACAAUGUUAUUCUAAGUCAUAAGGGAUUUUGGGGUCCCUUUUACUUUGUUGUGUAUAGAGAAGCCGUGCAUGUAUAUUAUGCUUGCUAUCUGUGUAUCUAGUAAGACCUUUCAGUGUAUUAUUUUGCAAAGACUUGUCAUAUCUGUAACAGCUGCAAAAAUAAAGUAGAAUGUUCAUCUUG